Sphaerodactylus townsendi is the source of this 1665-nucleotide messenger RNA. RefSeq names its product cytotoxic and regulatory T cell molecule (gene CRTAM). Gene Ontology annotation, cellular component: plasma membrane. The transcript is spliced from 9 exons. NCBI's taxonomy places the organism in Eukaryota, Metazoa, Chordata, Lepidosauria, Squamata, Sphaerodactylidae. Gene Ontology annotation, biological process: detection of tumor cell; positive regulation of natural killer cell mediated cytotoxicity directed against tumor cell target; cell recognition. Gene Ontology annotation, molecular function: signaling receptor binding. The record is from RefSeq and is a predicted model, not a curated record. The coding region runs from base 299 to 1378 and encodes 359 amino acids.
GCUUUGUAGGCAGAAGGUCCCAAGUUCAGUCUUUGGAGUUUCCACUGUAAAAAUGAUCAGGCAGUAGGUGAUCUGAAAGACCGUUGUCUGAGAUCCUGGAUCAUCCCCGCCAAUCUGUACAGACAACCCUGACUGAUGGACCAAUGGUUUAAUUCAGUAUUAGGCGGCUUCACGUGUCCACGUUCCUCUUGGCACAUUGUCAGCUGUCCCUAAGAGACAUUUCACAAAUCCAUUUUCUUUGACAGAAGGUUUUCUAGAGGCUCCCAUCGAAAGCAUAACAGUAGUAGAAGGUCAGGAUAUGGAUCUGCACUGUGUGGUGCUUGGAGACAACACAUCUGUUCUGCAGUGGUCCAAACCUCCGUUUACAAUUUUUCUCGGCCGACAUCAAGGUUUAAAGGAUAAGCGGUAUCAGCUUAUUAAUUCUUCAGUGGAUCGUUUGUCAGUUCGCAUCUCCAACGUAACAACAGAUGACGAAGGACUGUACACUUGUUACCAUUAUGGCGCAGAAGGCACAGCCAAGCAGGUGAAUGUCACCAUUUUAGCUGCUCCCUCUAAACCUCUGUUGGAAGAAUCAACAAUCAGAGCUCACAACAAAGAAGAAAUUAUUAUCUUAAGGUGUUCUACCCAGAAGAGUAAGCCCCGUCCUCAGAUUACAUGGCUGCUGGACAAUGGGAUAGAGCUCUUUGGUGACACUCAUCAUCAGUGUGAACAAAAUGGGAAAAAAUGCAACACAACCAGCUCCCUGAAAGUCCGCACCUUCAACCAGAAGUCUACUAUAACUUGUGUUGUUCGCCACAAAGCUCUGGGAGGAGGAAAUUUAACUGCAACUAUUCACCUGAGCCAUAUCAAGUCUACUACAGACACGGUUCCAACUACAUCUGAAUUUGGUAUGACAACCUUGGAGCACCCUUGGCGUUACACAGCCAACAUAUUAAAUAUGACAGAAGAAAACUUCAGGACGCAAAGGUCGCCCCUGAGCAGCAAAGCAGACACUCCAAACUCUACCACCACCAAUGGUAUGUCAGGAACAAACGUUACCUAUGAAGGAUUUUUGAAGAAGCCGAGCAAGUUAUUACCGAUCCUUGUGGCCACUCUGCUUUCAAUUCUAUCUGUCGCAGUCCUGCUCCUCUUGGUGAAAGUAUGGAAAGCACAUAGAGAAUGGAAGAGAGAAAACGAUUCCUCGGACCCGACGCUGGAGAACUACAAAGCCAGGCCUAAUGAAGACAAUCAUGCGCAGAAUAGGCACGUCGCCAGUUGGAGAUCUAGUAAGAAGCAUGCAUCUGAAGAAUCGUGGCACACCUCAUCAAAGAAGUCAGAAGAGUCAAAUGGAUCAGUCUUUGAGAAACAGUUGCCCUACAUAAAAGGGUUGGAUCUGUAACUGUCAGUCCCUCCCGAUAGUACUGGUCUGUGCAUUAUAACGGUGGCGCUGGGCUGCAUUCCUUUUAUUUAAUCUGCAGUGUGUCAUCUUGUAAAUAUUUGUCCAAAAUUCAGUUCCCAACUGGACUUCAGAGAAGCGGAAAUGACUCAUAAAAUGUGGGCAGUUCAGACCUUGAUUCUAUUUUGGACCAGCAUAUUGCAUGCUGCCACAGGAGGUGGUGAUGGCCACUAACCUGGAUAGCCUUAAAAGGGGCUUGGAUGGAUUUAUGGAGGAGAAGUCGAUCUCGG